CAAUGGAUUCAAACUUAAAUGUGAUACAAGAUGAGGAUGACUUUCAAAAUCUUCAUAAUAAGUACAGAGAACUUGUUACUUUUUCUCCAAAAACUAAAAGCUAAAUAAAUUAGAGCAGAAAUUUAAAGACCCUCAAAUUAGUUCCAUUUCAACUAAUUUCAGAAUCAAACACAUCUAAUGAGGGUAAUAAAUCAACAAAUCACACUUCCUCAUUAUAACCAAUUUAAGUAGUUCAAUCUCUGAAUAUCCUAUAAAAUGAACAACCCUUAAGUAGAAGAACUUGUGCUUUGAUUGAACAAUCAACCAAGAGUCUAUCGCCUACAAAAAGCUCUUGUGAAUUAGCUUCCGAAUACACUUUUAAAUUAUAUGAAGGUCAUAAAAAAGUGCGAUUUCGAAUAAAUGAAAGAAUUGAAUGACU
Messenger RNA from Paramecium pentaurelia, 418 nucleotides. The record is from the annotation of a GenBank genome assembly. Lineage: Eukaryota; Ciliophora; Oligohymenophorea; Peniculida; Parameciidae.